Messenger RNA from Thermochaetoides thermophila DSM 1495, 1194 nucleotides. RefSeq lists its product as uncharacterized. NCBI's taxonomy places the organism in Eukaryota, Fungi, Ascomycota, Sordariomycetes, Sordariales, Chaetomiaceae. The record is from RefSeq and is a predicted model, not a curated record. The coding region runs from base 1 to 1194 and encodes 397 amino acids. The transcript has a single exon.
AUGACCAGGCCUGUCCGGCUAGGGGCCAUUCCUGUGGCCUUAGCAACACUCGUUCUUGUCAGAAUGGUAGUCUCACAAGCGAGCAAUACUAUUGACUUUGGCUUUUACCCAGAAGGAGCUCAGUCCUGUCUGUAUCAGGCGGCAGGAGAGUCACAUUGUGAAGCUAGCACAGUGCCACUGACCAACUCCUGUCUCUGUCGUAACGGCGGCGACUUUAUCAAACGAACAGCGAGAUGUCUUGGACGAGAAUCUCCUGACGACCUGGAAUCUGUUUACGACAUUAUGAGGGUCGCAUGCAGCGACUCGAAUACACCCAUUGGCCUAACUAAGGCACAAUUCCUGCAAGAAGCAGAAAGCGCUAAGUCAUCAACGUCUUUACCAACUGCUACCGAAACGAGAACCGUCACAGCAACAGGAAUCGUGACGGCAACCCCCAAUAUUACAGCAACACCGACUGGAAACAUACCUGGUAGCACGACAACAACAAUAGGCAAUAAUGACGAGGAUGACUCAGGCCUUUCUAAGACCGAGUUGGCUGGGAUCAUUGCGGGAGGUGCUGUGGCGGCUAUAGCGAUCCUAGGCGGUCUGGGAUUCUUUUUUAUGCGCAAAAGAAGGAAGAGAUACAGCGAAGAGUCGCACCCAAUGCUUCCCCAAGGGCAGCAUGGAGGUGCAGGUGCAGGCGGUGGCGGCGGUGGCGGCACCGCGACCAACUCGAUGGUGCUCCAAGCCCACCCGUACUCAAGCCCUUUGCAGCCCCAAAUGGCGGCGGCAGCAGACUGGCAGCCAAGGCCGUGGGGUACCCCAUCUCCCGACCUUCGUCAAAGCGUCGUCAGCAACCCCGGCCUCAGUUGGGAGUCGCCCGGACAUCUGUCGUAUGCGAGUAGUGUGCAACCGUAUGAUUCCCAGUACGGGGCGUAUGGUCUUUCAGGGUUGAGCAUCACUCCUCCCUCGGCCGGUCUGCCCAUGAGCACUUCGAUACCACCAGCGUCGGUUCCAGCGCCAGCUCCGUCGCCAUCGCCGGCUCCGGUUCCAGUGCCAGUCUCGAUAUCGUCCCCUCCGCCGCCAAUCUCGGAGCUUGAGGCAACCGAACGCCAUCCCCUCGGCACAACUCAGGCACCAGCCGAGAUGAGUGGUUCCGAGCCGAGAACACAACAAUGGCAGGGUCCCUCUGGAUUUUCUUGGAGCAAGCCGUGA